AGGGCUUUGCCCGUACUUACCUUAAAAAAUGAAAAUUUCGCAUGAUGGAUGUGCUCCUCUCACACCUUAUCCUUAACAGCACCAUGAUUGGUGUCCUGACCACAUUCAUAUUCCUAACCUAUUGCUUACUCCGGAGAAUCAAAGCUUCCAAGGACCUGCAACCACCGGAGGCUGCUGGCGGGUGGCCAAUACUCGGCCAUCUCCGCUUCUUGACAGGUCCUGAACUUCCCCACGAGACCUUGGGAGCUCUAGCAGACAAGCAUGGACCAAUAUUUAAGAUCAGGAUCGGGGUUCAUCCGGCAGUGGUGAUUUCCAGCUGGGAGCUAGCUAAGGAGUGCUUCACUACGCAUGAUGGUGCGGUUCUUUCCCGACCUAAGCUCGCCACAGGCAAGCACAUGGGCUACAACUAUGCGAGCCCCGCGUUCACCCCUUACGGCCCAUAUUGGCGUGAGAUACGUAAAAUCAUGAUGCUAGAGCUCCUCUCCAACCGCCGCCUCGAGAUGUUCAAUCAUAUUCGCGAAUCAGAAACGGCAACUUCCUUGAAAGAUCUAUAUACCCACUGCAUCAUGGGACAUGACGGCUCGGAUCAUCAGGACCAAGUACUGGUGGAGAUGAGGCAAUGGUUCGGGGACCUGAACUUGAAUGUGUUUCUCCGGAUGAUCGCCGGCAAGCGAUAUAACUUUGGGAGUACAGAAAUAAGUAGUGAGAAGGAGAAGGCACGACGUGUCCAAUGGAUUAUUAGGGAAUUUUUCCACCUAGCAGGCCUCUUUGUUCCGUCUGAUGCGCUCCCAUUUUUGGGAUGGUUGGACUUGGGAGGGUAUGAGAAGGCGAUGAAAGUGAUCGCGAAGGAGAUGGAGAGCCUCUUUGCGGAGUGGUUAGAGGAACAUCGCGAGAAAAGGAAAUCUGGAGAGGCAGCAAAUGGCACGCAGGACUUCAUGGACGUGCUUCUGUCCGUGCUGGAUGACCUCAAGAUAGCUGAUUUCGAUGCCGACACUGUCAAUAAAGCCACCACCACGACGCUGAUGGCCGGAGGAAGUGAUACGACUUCUCUAACACUUACAUGGGCGCUCUCCCUCUUGUUAAAUAGCCCCCGCACACAGAGAAAAAUCCAAGAUGAAGUCGAUGCUCACGUUGGAAGAGAGAGGCUCGUGAGGGAGUCGGACAUCGACAAACUAGUCUACCUCCAGGCCGUUAUCAAGGAGACCUUCCGGCUCUAUCCAGCCGCUCCCCUUUCCGCAGCCAGAGAAUUUACCAAAGAUUGCACCGUCGGUGGCUACGACAUCCCUGCUGGUAGUCAACUCAUAGUGAACCUCCACAAGCUCCACCGGGACCCACGGGUCUGGGAAGACCCCGACGAGUUUAGGCCCGAGAGGUUUCUGACCUCCCACAAGAACAUCGAUGUCAAAGGCCAGCAUUUUGAGCUCAUUCCUUUUGGCGGCGGGAGGAGGGCAUGUCCCGGGCUGGGCCACGCGAUCCAGAUGGCCCAAUUGACUCUAGCGAGCUUGCUCCAUGCUUUCGACAUCACAACCCCGUCGGAUGCCCCAGUCGACAUGACCGGGAGCCCCGGGUUAACAAAUUCAAAGGCCACUCCUCUACAGGUACUGGUCAGGCCACGCCUAUCGCCCUCAACUUACACAUGAACGGAUAGAUUGUUUGGCCGUAGUAUAAUCAUGGGGUUGUGGCAAUAUAAAAUGGCAUAAUAAGAAAACGAUAUAUACAUAUAUCCAUAUAUAUAUAUGGCAUGUCGUGUGUAAUAUACAAGUAUGGACUGGAUCUUGAAGUCCAUCGGAAUGAAGGCCCUUAAUAUUCUUCCAUGUAUAUUUCCGGUGAGAUCAUCCUAUGAAGAUUAAUGAAGAAAAAAGGAUACAUGCCACCCUUACUCUCA
Messenger RNA from Punica granatum (pomegranate), 1885 nucleotides. The record is from RefSeq and is a predicted model, not a curated record. NCBI's taxonomy places the organism in Eukaryota, Viridiplantae, Streptophyta, Magnoliopsida, Myrtales, Lythraceae.